Messenger RNA from Malassezia globosa CBS 7966, 1425 nucleotides. RefSeq lists its product as uncharacterized. The transcript has a single exon. The coding region runs from base 1 to 1425 and encodes 474 amino acids. Gene Ontology annotation, biological process: tRNA 3'-end processing; endonucleolytic cleavage in ITS1 to separate SSU-rRNA from 5.8S rRNA and LSU-rRNA from tricistronic rRNA transcript (SSU-rRNA, 5.8S rRNA, LSU-rRNA); tRNA 5'-leader removal. The record is from RefSeq and is a predicted model, not a curated record. Gene Ontology annotation, cellular component: ribonuclease MRP complex; multimeric ribonuclease P complex. Gene Ontology annotation, molecular function: ribonuclease P activity; ribonuclease MRP activity. Lineage: Eukaryota; Fungi; Basidiomycota; Malasseziomycetes; Malasseziales; Malasseziaceae.
AUGGCGGCGAGGAGCACGCACAAGCGGAAACGCAGUGCUAAACGCGCUGAUAAUGAGCGUGGGAAGCCAGGCGGUCUAGGUGGUGGCCGUCUCACACUCUCUUUGUACGAAUGGUCGCCUUCAGCGCGUGAAGAGCUAAAGCGUGCAUUGUAUACCCAUCCUUUCAACCAUACCGUCGACGUGCUAGUCCCGCACGCUUCAUUCCCAACGCAAAAUUUCAUCUCAUCCUUGCAACGCAUUCUGCAGAAUGCAGGUUCUGGUCCAUGCAUAGCACAUGUGCCCCUAGCGCUAUUCCUUGAGCCAACGUUCGUGGCUCAAUACAUUCGGACUGGCUCCCUAUAUGCGCUGAGUGCCACCUGGCUCGAUACCCAAGACUCUGUUUGUCUCGACGGUCAGGGCAUGCUCGUUCUCUCCGUGACGAAAGAUACGUACCAGCAACUAGGUCUAGUCGGUCGUCCAAGUCGUUUUGCUCGUGGUGCCUCUGGGCGAAAGGCUGAUCGACAUAGUGGCGCUAUCUCUCGCUAUAUUAUUGAGCUUCCGCUCUUAGAUCCCUCGUUUAUUCCAGGGAAACGAGGCUACGAACGAGCGAAGCAGUGUUUGUUGGCUUGGGAUCAAGCACGCUCCAAGUCAAGCGCAGUCCCGAUGCUCAUCAAUGGCGUUCCAGCAUCAUGGUCAAUGCUGCUCGUUUGGACUCCUCCGGAACUAACGACAACCGAGACGCCGUUUCUACAUGGUCAUCGCAUUUGGGCUCCUAUCGAGUAUGCCCCGCUACAACAGGCGCACGUCAUGCAGGCGCUUGCUCCAACGUUGCAAAUGAACUCUUGCACUGACGUUUGGAUUCCGCCCGCACCGAUGCUGGCAACGUCGUUUGAAUCUGUGCCUGGGGACCGAUGGACUUCAAUCUGCGAAUAUCUCGAGUGGACCGGUCUUGCUUCUAUGCGUGCGCCUCGGCUCCAGACAUACGAUCGAUGCGAUCCGCGGAUCGCCAUGUAUGCACCCAUCUCUGGCAGUUGUCCGGGCUCGUUUCUGCAUGUUCAUAUACGUGGUAUGCUUCCGCCGUCUCUUUUAAGUUGCGUACUCGAUUGUAUGUGGGAUGAGCUUGAUGUGUCGCCGCGGUCAGCUUGGGCCUCGAUUACCGUGAACGGAUUUUCUGACUCCCCUAUUGCCUGGACGUCUAAGUACCCUGGACUGGGACUAGCUUUGGGCAGUGCUUCGUCGAGAUCUGAUGCGUUUCGCGACGGCUACAACGCUGCGCAGCGUGCGCGCAAGGUGCGAAGGAAGAGCCAUACCCGGCGGGGCGAGUCUGAACACGGACUCUUUCGAACUGGUGAGAAUGGUUGGACGAUGCUCCUUUCCUCGGACCGUUCGCAGCACAAGGGCCAUGUUGCGCUCAUCGAUUCUGUGGAGCUUGAUACCCACAUGUAG